This is a messenger RNA of Cynoglossus semilaevis (tongue sole), 942 nucleotides long. Its product is annotated as DUF4748 domain-containing protein. The record is from RefSeq and is a predicted model, not a curated record. Lineage: Eukaryota; Metazoa; Chordata; Actinopteri; Pleuronectiformes; Cynoglossidae. The transcript is spliced from 3 exons. Bases 58 to 516 code for a protein of 152 amino acids.
GGUCGCUAGAUGGCAGUGAGAAGUAUUGUAAUUGCGGGUUGGGGGUUGUAAUUGCGCAUGUCCGGAAAUCACCAAACAAACAUGGCAGCGCGCUACAUAGGAGUGACGAGGACAGCGUUAAAAGGUGUAGAGCCUGACGUUACACGCCGUUCGUUUAUCGGUCAUUUCCCGACGUCGUGUAACAGUGCCCGGUUGCUGCAUGUUUGCCCCGCGGUCUUCCAGGUGAGCUCCGAAACGGGAAGUCAGAGCAGCCAGAGAACAGUCGGGAAGGAGGAUCCUGAAGAGCCGCAGUAUUACUCCAAGAAGAAGGCCAUGAAUCCUAUGGUCAAGGUCGGCUAUGCCUGGAUGAUCGGUCUCCCCUCAGGAAUCAUCGGGUUCCUCUUAGCCAAGAGACAAGUAGAUAAAAACCGACUGAAGCAGCUGAAGGUUCGACAGAGGAUGAGAGCGUCCGGUGAGGGGGAACACGAAAGCAGUCGCUACAGCCGCCAUGCAGCAGAUGUCGGUCUAAACCGAUAAGUGUUCACGCAAGGAUUUAGCGCCCUCUAGCGGCAGGUGCUGACUGGAGUUGCUCAGAACGACAAAUAACAGCAGGUAUCAAUGUCUGUUUUACACACGUUUUUAUUUGUGACUAAUCAGGAGAUAAGUAUUUAUAUGGGAAAAAAAAUAUGCCAGUUUUUUAUAUAUGGUUAUCAAAACUCAAUAUCAUAUUUAGCAUAAUAUGUCCCCUUUUGUAAAUUGAUUGAUACUGGACUUUGACAUUAAAUGUCCCCUUUAAGAUUACAGCACAUAUUGAUUUGGCAUGAGGCUGACACUGAUACGUGAUUUAAUUUAAUUACAUACGCGUUGCAGUUUUGACACCAAAACUACUUAUGCUUUGUGUAAACCUCCUGCUGCAACCCUUCAAUUUGCAGAAGAAGAAGAAAAUCAAAAAAAAAAAAAAAA